AUGCCCGCCAAUGCCGACAAAACCAGGCAAUCUUCGGCUGGAAAAUCAUUCUUUGGGAGGAAACUGUACAAGGAGAGGCCGAAUGAUGAGCGCUACGAUGCAUACCCUGGCUCUCACGAUAGCCUGGCCCCGCCAGGAAGCGCCGCCGGUUCUCGCUCGUCCCGCUAUUCGAAGCGGUCCUCGAUCCAAUCCGUUGACAUGACCCAUGAUCUCGACCCGGGAAGUCUUGCUCCGACCGCAGGUGUUAUUACGUCCAUUCCUUUCGAAAGUCUGCCCUCAGACACGAGAACCCCGAUCCCCAUUGAUAGUAUGCGCCCCGACUCCCGUCAGGAGCCCUCGCCCAACCACAUUGGAAAAACCGGCGGUGAUUAUCAUCAAUAUCCUACCUGGACAUCGACAUCUGCGCCGAACGGUUCUGGCCCACACCCCUCAGGGCCGCGCCCGCCCCCGCAUGGCUCGAACACGACCAUGACAAGCAGCGCAUCAGGAGACCGCGGGGCGAGAUACCAACAAUGGGGACGCCCGGGAAGCUCAAACGCAAAUCCUGGCAUGAGCCAUAACUCCAUUGACUCCUCUUCGAACUCUCGCACCUCGCUCGACCAAAGUAGUCUUUAUUCAUCUCACUCCUCCAAUACUCGCUCGAGCUAUUUCUCUUCCUCAGAUGGCUCAUCCCGUACCCUCACCACCUCCCACUCCGGUGAUCGCAAUACCUCCCUCGCUCCCAGCGGAAGCUCUGGGCGCUUGUCAAAUGCUCAAGCUGCCUGGCAAGCUUCCCAAAAUAAUAUACCAGCAGCUGUACCCCGCCCUCCUGAUAACUACCUGACUCGACCCAGAGAUGACCGUAUCGUCGACCAAUUAUUUCUGGAGCUUAUGCAGAAGCGUGGAUGGCAGAAUCUUCCCGAACAAGCCAAACGGCAAAUGCUGUCUUAUCCUGCCUCUAAGAAGUGGACCCUGGUACAUCAGGAUCGACUGACGGAGCUGCAAGGUGAACAGAAGAGACGAGCCAAUGCUCGGCAAACGCAUGGCCAUGAUGGACUUUCGGGUCUGCUCGAGCGCGCCGAUGAGGAAGGAAGCCCGGAGUGGUAUGUGAAGAAGGUUAUGGAUGACACGAUUACUUCCAAGCAACUGGCCAGUUUGAGCGUCAGCUUGCGGACACAACCAAUCAGCUGGGUGAAAGCUUUCGUUGAAGCCCAGGGUCAAAUUGCCCUGACCAAUGUUCUCAACAAAAUCAAUCGACGAAAGGCCUCCGGCCCCGUUCCUGCGCCUCCGACUGGCGACAAGGACCUGGAUCGUGAAUAUGACAUUGCCAAAUGUUUGAAAGGUCUAAUGAACAACAAAUACGGUGCAGACGACGCCCUCGAGCACCAAGGAGUUCUCGUUGCCCUUGUCAACUCGCUGUCAUCGCCCCGUCUUAACACUCGGAAACUUGUCAGCGAAGUACUUACCUUCCUAUGUCACUGGGCCGAAGGCCAAGGCCACCAAAAAGUGUUGCAGUCUAUGGACAAAGUCAAGAACGACCACAGUGAAACCGGCCGCUUCGAUGCCUGGAUGCGUAUCGUCGAAGUCACCAUUGAUGGCCGUGGCAAGAUGGGAAGUUUGGUCGGCGCCAGCGAAGAGUACCGCAGUGGAGGCAUUGGCAUGGAAAACCUUCUUAUGGAGUAUGCUGUUUCGACAAUGAUCCUCAUCAACAUGUUGGUAGAUGGGGCAGAGACCGACCUGCAGCUGCGAUGCCACAUUCGUGCACAAUUCAUCUCAUGUGGUGUCAAACGUCUUCUGACGAAGAUGGAGGGCUUCCAGUAUGAGGUGAUCGACAAGCAGAUUGAGCGCUUCCGUGAAAACGAGGCUAUCGAUUAUGAGGAUCUUCUCCAACGGGAGAACAGCAGUAUGAAGGACAGCGUUGAGGGCGAAGUUAAGGAUAUGAGCGACCCUCUCCAGAUUGCAGAUGCCAUUGCAACUAGAAUCAAUGGAACUAGGGCCCAUGACUACUUCCUCUCGGCUAUGCAGCACAUGCUGUUGAUUCGUGAGAAUGGCGGCGAAGAGAAUUUACGGAUGUUCCAGCUUGUGGAUGCCAUGAUGAGCUAUGUUGCUAUGGACCGGAGGCUUCCCGAUCUAGAUCUUCGACAGGGCUUGGGUUUCACUGUGCAAAGUCUUUUGGAUCGGCUUCAUACAGAUGCCGAGGCAAGACGCGUGUAUGAUGAGGCUUUGGAGGCUCGCCAAAUCGCAGAGGCUGCCAUCGCCGAGCGCGAUGAGAUGAAAUCUCAGGUUGAGCUUGGUGCUGAUGGUCUUGUCAGGAAACUCCAGAAGCAGAUUGAGGAGCAAGCCGGUAUAAUCGAACUUCAAACUCGGACCAAUGAGUCUUUCAAGGCCGAAGUUGCAGAGGUUCAAAGACUUCGCGCCCAGGAGUUGCAGCGCAAUGAAUUGGAGACCCGUGAGCUUUAUCUGAUGCUCCGGGAUGCCCAAGAUAUUGCUGCAUCCAAUGCUCGCAAGAAUGCCGCCCCCGACUCGGAUCCGUCCCACCUGCCAGGUAUUAUGGACCGCGAACGUCUCAUGGAGCGUCUGGAGCGUCAACUCGAGAGAACCAAGACCCAGUUCAAGCUUGAGGGCAAGGUCUGGGGCCAGCACGGCCCGUCCGAUCGUCUGCGUGAGUUGCGCGAGAAGAUGGAGGGCGAAGGUGAUGAGGAUUCUAGCGAGGAGUUCGCCGAGGAAACCCGUCGUAACAUUGGCACCAAUAACCUAGGAUCCGUCUAUAGGAAGCGCAGUCAUGUGCCUGAGAUGGAUCAGGGCCCCAAUGACCAAGCAAUGGAGACUAUGGAUGAGGACGAGGAGGUAUUUUAUGAAAAGCCUCGUAUGGUGGACUUGCGGCCUCGCAUGAACCCUGCUCAGGCCUCCGGACUGCUAGGCGAACUGGCUUUGAAGGUUCCCAAGUAUGAUGAAGGUCCCGAGGGCUCUGGUACUGCACCAGAGGUGGCUGAAGCUGCCGCUGCCGCCGGAGAUCAAACGGCCGGUGAGGCCGUGGCUAAGGAAGCGGCAGCCAAGAUUGCUAUGCCGCCGCCUCCACCUCCACCUCCCGGCGGUGCUAAAAUCAUACCACCACCUCCCCCUCCCCCGGGUGGCGGUGUUGUGCCCCCUCCUCCGCCGCCUCCGGGUGGUGCCAAAAUUCCUCCGCCGCCUCCUCCGCCAGGUGGUGCCAAAAUCCCAGCGCCGCCGCCGCCGCCUGGCGGCGCCAAGGUCCCCGGUCUCCCACCCCCUCCCCCUCCGCCUGGAGGCAAAGCCGGAGUCCCUCCUCCCCCGCCUCCUCCAGGUGGAAGUGUCGGUGCUCCACCACCGCCUCCUGCGCCUGGUGGCAAGGGUGGAUUUGCGCCUCCUCCUCCCCCUCCGCCCAGCGCUCCAUUGGGCGCUGGCUGGAGGCCCAAUUACAUGGUUGACGAUGCUAUUUCCUCUACAACUCACAUGCCGUCUAUUAGACCCAAAAAGAAGCUCAAGGCUUUGCAUUGGGACAAAGAGGACAAAGAACAGAAAUACACCGAUCUGGCCAAGAAAGGUGUUUUGGACGAGGUCGAGCGUCUCUUUAUGGCUAAAGAGCACAAGAUCUUCGGAAAUAGCACAGCCGCUAAGAAACGCAAGGAUAAGAAGCAGGUCAUCUCUAACGACCUGUCCAAGAACUUCCAGAUCGCCCUUUCCAAAUUCUCUCAGUUCCCGCCCGAGGAUGUUGUGCGAAUGGUCAUUCACUGUGACCGCGAUAUUUUGGAUAACAUGGUCGUUAUGGACUUCUUGCAAAGAGAUGAGAUGUGCACAAUUCCUGAAAACGUUGGCAAGUUGAUGGCUCCGUACAGUCGAGACUGGACAGUUCCCGGUGCUGCCAGCUCUGAGCGUGAGCAAGAUCCCAGUGAGCUCACCCGCGAGGAUCAAAUCUAUUUAUCCACCGCCUUUGAGCUGAAUCACUACUGGAAGGCGAGAAUGAGAGCUCUUGCGCUCACUCGUUCCUUCGAGCAUGAGUAUGAGUACAUCUCUUCCAGGUUGCAAGAAGUUGUCAAAGUCAGCGAGUCUUUGCGGGACUCCGUCGCUUUGAUGAACGUCCUUGGGUUGAUUCUGGAUAUUGGUAACUUCAUGAACGACGCCAACAAGCAAGCCCAAGGCUUCAAGCUUAGCUCCCUCGCCCGCCUAGGUAUGGUCAAGGAUGACAAGAACGAGACUACCUUUGCCGACUUGGUUGAGCGUAUCGUUCGCAACCAAUAUCCCGAGUGGGAAGGAUUCUCCGAGGAAAUUGGCGGUGUCAUUGGCCUGCAGAAGAUCAACGUCGAUCAAUUGCGCAGCGAUUCCAUCAAGUAUAUCAGCAACAUCAAGAAUGUCCAGGCCAGCUUGGAUGCUGGUAACUUGAGUGACCCGAAGAAAUUUCAUCCUCAAGAUCGUGUCAGCCAGGUUGUUCAGCGAAGUAUGAAGGAUGCUCGUCGCAAGGCCGAGCAGUUGCAGCUGUACUUGGAUGAAAUGGUUAAGUCUUACGACGAAAUUAUGAUGUUCUACGGCGAAGACAACACAGAUGAGAACGCUCGCCGUGACUUCUUCGCGAAGUUGUCCUCCUUCUUGGUUGAAUGGAAGAAAUCGCGUGAGAAAAACGUUGGUCUGGAAGAAUCCAGGAAGCGCACUGAAGCAUCCUUGGCUCGCAAGCGGGUUAAUGUGAACCUUGCCAAUGGUGCUGCCGCCGAGACAGUAAUCUCGCCCGCCUCAAGCGGUGCAAUGGACUCUCUGCUCGAGAAACUUCGCGCGGCUGCUCCUCAAGCUAAGGAUCAACGAGACCGCCGUCGCCGUGCUCGUCUUAAGGAACGUCACCAGGGCGAAGAGGGCACUGACAAGCCAGUUGAUGACGACGCCAGGACCGAUGAGAAUGGCCUCUUGAGCCCUCCGAUGCCCGAAGAGGGAGGAGAGGCCAAGGAAGUUUCCGAAGGCGAGGAUGUUGCUGACCGUGCGGCCAGUAUGCUCCUGGGCCUGCGGAGUAACUCCGAUGCCGCCGGAGGCGAUCGUGCCAGACGCAGAAGAGAAAGCGCCGACGAAGAGCGCCGCAAUCGCCGCAUGAGACGCCGCAAUGGUGCAAGCGGAAGCAAAGAUAGCGCAGAUGGCGGUCUGCCGACCGUCCAAGAACCACAAUCUCCAUCACGGACCGAUUCCAUUAACACGGAGAAUGCCUUGCCAAGUCCACCGCAGGAAGAGGCACAACCUUCAGAACCGCCGUCUAUCGUGGUAUCAGAGCAAUCUGAUGCCCCUGAACCAGAGGCCGGUUCAUCCCCCAAUCAACCGAUUGAAGUUUCGGAUUGA
Penicillium atrosanguineum is the source of this 5310-nucleotide messenger RNA. Its product is annotated as formin sepA. The coding region runs from base 1 to 5310 and encodes 1769 amino acids. Gene Ontology annotation, biological process: actin filament bundle assembly; mitotic actomyosin contractile ring assembly; barbed-end actin filament capping. Lineage: Eukaryota; Fungi; Ascomycota; Eurotiomycetes; Eurotiales; Aspergillaceae. The record is from RefSeq and is a predicted model, not a curated record. Gene Ontology annotation, molecular function: actin binding; small GTPase binding. Gene Ontology annotation, cellular component: mating projection tip; cell division site. The transcript has 5 exons.